AUGUCCAAACCAUCAAUCGGCUUCGUCGGCCUAGGCGCCAUGGGCUUCGGGAUGGCCACAAAUCUCGUGAAAGAGGGCUACCCAGUACACGGCUUCGACGUGUUCCCAGCUUCAGUAGAGCGCUUCAAGGCCGCCGGCGGAAUCCCAGCAUCAUCACUCCGGGACUCAGCCAAGGGAAAUGAUUUCUAUGUUUGUAUGGUCGCCUCAGCGCCGCAGGUGCAGAGCGUCCUUUUCGGUGAUGAUGGCAUUAUCGCAGCUCUCCCCCAAAACGCAACACUUCUUCUCUGCUCCACUGUCCCAGCAUCAUACGCCCAAUCCGUCGCUGCAGAGCUGGUCUCCGUCGGCAGGGGCGAUAUAGCCUUCAUCGAUGCACCCGUGUCUGGUGGUGCACUCCGCGCUGCGGCGGGCACGUUGUCAAUUAUGGCUGGUGCUCCCGAUGCCGCGCUGGAGAAAGGCCGCUUCCUGCUACAGGAGAUGUCGGAUGCGAAUAAGCUGUACCUUGUCCCCGGCGGGAUUGGCGCAGGUAGUAAUAUGAAGAUGGUGCACCAAGUGUUGGCUGGUAUCCACAUUUUGGGCGCUAGUGAAGCUCAGGGAUUUGCGGCCCGACUGGGGUUAGAUGCGAAGAAGACUGCGGAGGCGAUUAAGUCCAGUCCGGCUUGGACUUGGAUGCAUGAGAAUCGCUUGCAGCGGAUGUUGGAGGAGGAUUGGCAUCCUGGUGCUAGUGCUUUGACUAUUAUUCUUAAGGAUGUGGGGAUUAUCACGACGUCUGCGCGCCAAAGUCAAUUCCCGACUCCGCUUUGCUCCACUGCUGAGCAGGUUUAUUUGUCUGCGUUGUUGCAGGGAUAUGGUGCUGUUGAUGACUCUUCUAUGGUGCGACAGUACUUUGCUGAGCCGAUCACGAAGGUUGCUUGUACCAAGUCUGAUAAGGAGACGGCAGAGGCGGUGCAGUUGGUGCUCGAUAUGAUGGAGGUGACUAACCUCGUUGCGGCUGCUGAGGCUAUCUCGUUUGCGCGUUAUCUCAAGGUCGAUCUGAAGCAGUUCUAUACUCUUGUUGCUGAUGCUGCUGGUGCGAGUCGGCAAUUUAUGACCAAGGGAUUGGAGAUGAUUGAGGGGCUCGGACAGGGUGCCAAUGGAGAGACUGUUGAUGCUGCUACUUCCCGUUUGGAGAAGGCCGUGCAAAGGGCGCGGGAUCUUCACUGUCCUUUGAACCUCGGCAAUGCUGCUUUGAAUGUGUUGUAUAUGGCUAAGAAGUCUGGGUUAGGUGCUGCGGGAAGUGCUAGUGUGGUGAAGGCUUUUGAUCAGUAG
Molecule: messenger RNA, 1305 nt
Organism: Penicillium coprophilum
Lineage: Eukaryota; Fungi; Ascomycota; Eurotiomycetes; Eurotiales; Aspergillaceae
Product: Dehydrogenase multihelical
Exons: 3
Coding region: 1-1305 (434 amino acids)
Molecular function (GO): oxidoreductase activity; NAD binding; NADP binding
Source: RefSeq, a predicted model, not a curated record